AGGAAAGGCAUCCAUCCAUCCAUCUUGCUUACAAUAAAAAAGAAGAAGAAGAUGGCGAAUCCCUUUGGGCAAGUGGUUGAUGAUGAAAAGCUUGAUACUAUGGUGAACUACGUAGGGAAAGUGAAAACGCAGGAGGAUCGAGCAAGAGAAGCAAUGAAUCUGAUAAACGAGAAUGACAAGAAUGGCAAGGCAAAAAGGUAUGUAGAGGGACUGAAGAAAGAGUAUGGUGAUGGAGCCACCACUUUGUGCAUGGUUUACAACGCUACAGGAGAAACUCUCUACUACUCCGCUAGUAAAGAUUGGUACGGCUUCAUUGGUCGUACACCUUACCCUUUUGAGAUUGGAAAUGGCCAAUGGGCUUCCUUCCUCCAUGUCAAAAAGGCCAGUGAUGCUUCUGGUUCCGAGGCCGCACUGGUCUUCCGUGGUAGCAACGCAUCUGGAAUGGAGCGUGACUAUUGCGUCGCUUGGUCUAGCCCUUGGGCAGCUUGGUACAAGAACAAGGCUUACUGUGAUGUAGGUUAUGUUGGGAGUUUCCCCAGGGAUUGGGAUACUGUUUACCACACGUUGAACAACGGCGGGUAUGAACAUAGCACCAACAAAGAUGGAGUCGACAUUGAAGCUUCCACUGCUACGGGCACUUCUCCGCUUUUUGUUGCAAAAAUCAAGAUCCCGUUCAGUCCAAGGCCCUAAUCUUGGAUACUUUUCUGUUCAAAAAUGAAUUAAAUAAAAUUAUGUAUGACGAAGAAAUAUUUCUACGUCAGUAUGUAAUGGUAAUAAUCAAAAUCCAUUGGAUUGUACUUUAUUUUAUGUACCCGCACCACUAAAUAAAUUUCAUUACUUGUACUAUCAUAUACUAGCUUAUAGCCCGUGCAAGGCACGGGAGCUUUUUAAUUAUUUAUAAAUUUUUUAAAUAUA
Molecule: messenger RNA, 915 nt
Organism: Daucus carota subsp. sativus
Lineage: Eukaryota; Viridiplantae; Streptophyta; Magnoliopsida; Apiales; Apiaceae
Product: 23 kDa jasmonate-induced protein
Exons: 2
Coding region: 52-690 (212 amino acids)
Source: RefSeq, a predicted model, not a curated record